GCGUGCUCCAUGCAUUUCCGAAAACCGUAAAAUCAUCGAACGCAUCGAGAAGAGCGCAAUAUAAACGACAGAGAUUUGCAAAGGAAAUAUUCGUUGUACUAAACAAACUCGCGAUUACUCAGAAGUUGUAUUAUUUAAGUUUGCGGCACCGUGGAUUUAGAACUUCCGGCGGAACAGCAUUGUCGCAGAUGAUCACGUGAUCGAGGAUUGAGUUCUUCGUUUGUGGCCACGAGGUUUUGUGGUGAAAAUUAAGUUUACCGGGUGGAAAAGGCCCUAUAUUUUUGUAUUUAUACAAAAAUGCCCUCCAGUAAUCCCUUGCCACCCAAAGAAAAUGCCUUGUUUAAGCGAAUUCUGAGGUGUUACGAACACAAACAAUAUAAGAAUGGGUUAAAGUUUGCUAAGCAAAUCCUGUCGAACCCUAAAUUUAACGAACAUGGGGAGACCUUGGCAAUGAAAGGUCUCACUCUGAACUGCUUAGGUCGCAAGGAAGAAGCAUACGAUCAUGUACGGCGUGGUCUUAGGAACGACUUACAAUCUCAUGUUUGUUGGCACGUUUAUGGAUUGCUACAGCGCUCAGACAAGAAAUACGACGAGGCCAUCAAAUGUUAUAGAAAUGCACUCAAAUGGGAUAAGGAUAAUAUACAGAUCCUUAGGGACUUAUCGCUACUUCAAAUUCAAAUGAGGGACCUGGAGGGCUAUAGAGACACAAGAAAUCAGUUACUUAUGUUACGUCCCACACAACGUGCAUCAUGGAUUGGUUUUGCUAUCUCGUAUCACCUACUGAAGGACUAUGAAAUGGCUCUAAAGAUUUUAGAUACUUUUCGAAAUUUCCCAAUGGGAUAUUCAUCAAAUGUGCAGAUUUGUUAUGAUUACGAACACAGUGAAUUAUUGUUAUACCAAAAUAUGGUUAUCCAAGAAUCAGGAGAGUGCGAACAAGCACUAAAACAUCUUGAUAAAUACAGUGAUCAAAUUUGUGAUAAAGUUACUGUGAAAGAAACAUAUGGUAAAUUAAGAUUACAAUUGAAACAAUAUGAGGAGGCGGCCGACAUUUAUAAGGGACUUUUAGAUAUAAAUCCCGAAAACACGACGUAUUACACUAGGCUAGCAGAGGCUGAAAGACAUGCUAAACCCGAGGAGACGUUAGUUAUGCUUCAAGAUUACGAGGAAUUGUUUCCUCGAGCCCUGGCGCCGCGCCGCUUACAAUUAUACUACGCCUCAGGGGAUGAAUUUAAAACAUUAGUCGAUCGGUAUUUACGCAGAGGUCUCCAUAAAGGCGUGCCGCCUCUGUUUGUAAAUCUUCGUUCUUUGUAUAUUGAUCAGCAGAAAGUUGAUAUUAUACAGUCCUUAGUACUGCAGUACAAGGAGGCGUUGAAGGCUCACGAGCACUUUAGCGACCAAGAGAAAGAUAAUCCUCGAGAGCCGGCGUCAGCGUUGCUUUGGACAUAUUACUAUUUAGCACAACAUUACGAUCAUCUCGGACUCACAGAGAAAGCACUGGACGAAAUUGAUGCUGCCAUAGAACAUACUCCUACACUUAUAGAACUUUUUGUUACCAAAGGUCGCAUUUAUAAGCAUGCCGGCAACGUUCAAGAAGCUUACAAAUGGCUGGACGAAGCGCAAGGUUUAGACACCGCAGAUCGUUAUAUUAAUUCAAAGUGUGCCAAGUACAUGUUACGUGCGAAUCUAAUCAAAGAGGCGGAGGAGACGUGUGGCAAAUUCACCAGGGAAGGUGUCCUAGCCAUGGAGAACCUGAACGAGAUGCAGUGCAUGUGGAUACAGACGGAAGCGGCUAACGCUUACAAACGCCUCGGGAAAUUUGGGGAGGCCUUGAAGAAAUGUCACGAGGUUGAUAGGCAUUUCUCCGAGAUCAUAGAGGAUCAAUUCGACUUCCACACGUACUGCAUGAGAAAGAUGACUCUACGGUCCUACGUGGGCCUUCUCAGGUUAGAGGAUGUGCUGCGGGCUCAUCCAUUUUAUUUCAAGGCAGCGAAGUGCGCGGUAGAGGUUUACCUGCGACUACAUGACGAUCCUCUACCUGAUCCGACGCAGGCUCAAGAGAUCGACACUGAAAAUUUGACACCGUCGGAACUGAAGAAAUUGAGAAACAAACAGAGGAAACAACGCAGAAAGGCUGAACUGGAACGGCAACAGGCUGCCCAGGCUCAAGAGAAGAGGGAGCAACACAAUAAAUCGCGACAGCAAACCGAUUCCGACCUGGAGCAACCCACGUUGGACGAACUUAUACCGGAAAAAUUGGAAAGGGUCGAGGAUCCACUGGAGCAGGCGAUCAAGUUCCUGCAACCUCUUCAAGAUUUGGCUGCGGAUAGAAUAGAGACGCAUUUAAUGGCAUUCGAAAUCUACAUUCGCAAAGGUCGCACGUUGCUGAUGCUGAAGUCGAUAAAACGCGCUCACGGUCUGGACCCGAACAAUCCGGAACUGCACACGUGUCUGGUGCGUUUCAUACUGCACACCAGCCGUUCACCGUUAGAGGGUGCAGUCGGGGAGGUGGUGCACCACCAGACCUCGGGCAUCUACGGUAAUUCGACGGCCGGCCAGUUGAACGCGGAAUUCCUGAAGAGGAAUCGGACGUCGCUUCCGCAUCUGCUUCAAGGCGCAAAGAUGAUGUACGUGCUGGAUCCGUUGGCCCAAAUGAAAGCUCUGAUCCAGGUGACGAGCAUCGACAACCUGGAGGGCGUGACAAUACCGAUCUGUACGAAAGUGCUCGAAGCGUUGCGUGCUGGUGACUUCGGCGACUGCGAGAACACGAUAGCCGAUUAUGUGACCAAAUGCCAUAAGCGUUUCCCGUACGCGACCGCCUUCUGGCCGGAGACCAAGGCGACCGCCAACCACCAGGAGAAAGAGAACUCAAUCAAGAACUGAUCCAGGUACGCGCGCGUCAGCGUCGCUGAGUUAGUCCGUAGUAUAAGGCGACGGAAGAGGGAGGAGAGAGAGAAAGAGAGAGAUGACAGAGAACAGCCGGAGGAGGACGACGACGAUGAAGAGGAUAACGAAAAUGAGGAGAUGGAGGUGGAAGAUGGUGUCUGUGCAAAGCAUCUCUGACCACUAGCUUUGGGUAACAUGGAAAUCACAAGAAAGACGAUGGAAGGACAGGCUGACGAAGGGAAUGGAAUAGCUGAAGAAGAACUGAAACGAAAAUGAAAGGAGAGAGAGAGAGCGAGAGAGAGAGAAGACAUAGUGAAUGAAGGGGAAAAGUAUCGCGAACAAAUUGGCGGAUAUUGAUUUACGAGAUAGAGUCACAUGUAUUAUACACGGAACUGUUCCUGGAGGAUUUCAUGUUGUGUGAAAACAGUGCUGGGACAGUGCUGGAUAAACAAUCUUUAAUAAAUUAUACAACACGACGAGCCGCGCGAACACGCGCGUCUCCGAAGCCGUGGUCCCAAAUUUUAGGUGGACGAACAACCAGGGGCAACCAGAAGGGGAUGGCUAGUAGCUAAAUAUUAAUUAACGAUCGGGACGGAUUAACGAACGCCGCGAUCCAACGAUCAAGAGAUAACGGGGGCUGGAUCGAGGACAUUCUGUGUGACGUUCAGUGAAGAGGUUAUAUCACGGUCGGCUGCUGAGGGGGUGGGAAAAAGCGCGCGUUCGGGGGCUAGAACCGGGGGUGCAGUGUGUAAAAUAUAAAUGACGUGCGAAAACUAACACAUUGGUACAAAAUAUAAGACUUGUAUACAUUCAUACGCGCGCGCGCUCUAGGAGAUAUUUCUACUCGAUGUUAAGGUGUACUAUUUUCAGCGAUGUCUACAGAAUACACUCUACUGUGUAGAGUCUGGAAACGAGACGAUCAUCGAGCAUCCGAUUAUUGUAUUGUACCACACGCAUGUUCGUCGCUACAUUCGAAUAGACUUUGUUCCAAGUCGCAUACUAACUUCUAGUUCACUUCAUUCGCAAGACUAUACUGUUUGAAGCUUUUCGGGGAAGUACGGACAGAUUGACACACACUGCCGUCGCUCAUUUUCUGCAAUGGCUGGAUUACAGAUUUCUUGCAUCUAUGGGCUGAAAUGAGUAUUGAAAGAAUUAUAGAUUGUAAUUUAUAAAGAUUGUUGAAGAAAGAAAAGCAUUUUUGAAAGGAUUCGUAUCAGCAAUAUCUCAUGAAUCGAAACAUUGUUUUGUCGAUAAAUGAACGUUUUCAUCACUUUGUAAGAAUACAAUUAAGGUAAUAAUUUGAAACACUCGAACUUGUUCGUCUGAAAAUCUUGACCUCUUAAUAUGCACUCUCUGAAUUGCAGCAAAUGAGCGACGUAUGAAAACAGACACACAGCCACACACAUACAAGUACAUAACAGGUACAUUUUAUUCCUGUGUUUCAAACCAGGGUAAUGAUCUACGUUCUGAUUGGAGCCCUGAUUUAUUCCAUCGAGAACAGUCAAUAAACGGGAGUAGUGUCCAUUUCGCGAAAGUCUGUGAAAGUUACUAUAAGAACAAUAAGCUGCGUAUUGUGUACGCAAUUUACCAAAGUAUAUCAUAAAUCGAGAAACAAUAAGUAUCGAAUAGCAGAACGAUGGAAAUAUAAAAGAGAAACAGAGAACAACGGGAAGAAGAAGAAAACGAAGAAGAAGAAGAACUGUCGUGCAUCUGUACGCGAACGGAUUACAGAGAUUUUAAAUAAAAUGAUAACGUUGGAAGUCUACCGGCACACCAGCCGAGAACCGAUCUUAUGAUUACCUCAUUUAGUUUUGUUUCAUUCUUUUUCGUCUCUCUUUCCUUUUCAAAAUAUUAUCGACGCAAAAUAUAUUUAUUAGCUGCGUGAAUUUCCUCUCGAGCGAACAGAAGAAAAUUCAGCAAGUUGCAGAUACUACAAAUUAGUGAUAAUAUUUGUACAUACUUUCAGCUACUACCUUUAACAAUGCAUAUAAAUAUAUAUACAAUCAUAUUAUAUGUACACAUCUCCUGCCUUACUUAAGUCAUAGAAAUGUAUCAUUUUCUGCGAUCGAUUAAUCUUGAACGCCGAUUAAUAUUAAUUGAUAUUGAUUAGCGAACGAAAGCAAAACUAUACAAAAUAUGAGAAAAACAAUCGCUCGAAGCGGACUCGCGACGGUAAUCAUAAACAGAUAAUUGCAUCGAGUGGCAUCCAUGGUAAUGUAUACUCGUCGAUGUUCGAAUCACCCGCGCGUAUCUGCGCACUUUCCAGCCGGGAAAUUCAAAAUCUGCGGAAAUUUAGACGAUGGAAUAAUCUACAAUAAUUACGACCAGUGAAAAAACUGACUGGUGGGCCGAAUAUCUUCUGUAAAUGCAUGGAAUGUUUCUCAGGGCUACGCUUGUAAUUUAUCGUAAACGAUACCGUAGAUGACACAGAAGUUUCAUCGGCAUUGUUCAAUACUUAUUUCAGAAUCCGUUGAACGAUAGGUAGCUCUUGUAAAUUUUUAUGUAUACAUCAUUCUCCAUUGUCAUACUCAAUUUUUGAGAUAUUCACCUUUUAAGAAGAAAUCCUUUCGCCUUUAAAAUGAAAUUUCUAGAAAACUGAAGAUCUGAAAAAUGUAAAAGUAUUAAAAAUUACUCUAUUGAAAGGUAAAAAAAGAGUUAAAAUUCGCGUUGGAUAGUGUAAUUAGUUAUUUCGCUGUUGAUUCACAAUAUCCAAUCGGCCUGUGGGUGAAGUGCUAAUUAAUCCUUGCCAUAGACAUAAGGUAUCAAAAAUGAUGCUUCGAUCGUAUCAACGCCGUCGUUUCACCAUGCAUCUACCGAAGUGUUAACGAAUUUUUAACAUUGCUUUUCUUUUGAUACGUUUUCUACAAAUACACUUGGACACUUAGCAAAGGUAUCGCCUUUCGAAACAGGCUGCAAGUCGUGCAGGUACAUUAGACGCUCCAAUCUUUAUCGGGGGUUGUUAUUUGCAGUUUAGAUAAUUUCUAUCUCGCUGAUAACGGUUAUGCGGAAAAAUCUUUGGGAAAAUAAACAACACCAACCAAAAGGAUGGUAUAUUACACCGAU
Molecule: messenger RNA, 5946 nt
Organism: Megalopta genalis
Lineage: Eukaryota; Metazoa; Arthropoda; Insecta; Hymenoptera; Halictidae
Gene: Naa15-16
Product: N-alpha-acetyltransferase 15/16
Biological process (GO): N-terminal peptidyl-methionine acetylation
Cellular component (GO): NatA complex; cytoplasm
Molecular function (GO): protein binding
Source: RefSeq, a predicted model, not a curated record